CGGGAAGGGAGCGGAGGGGCGGAGAGCGCGCAUGCGCGGGGCGGAGCCUGCGCCUGCGCAGUGGCGUGGGGCGGGCCGGGGGCGGCGGCGGCGGCGGCGGCAGCGGCAGGGCCAUGUCGGGGGCCGGCGCGAAGCGGGGGGCCAGCGAUGGAGGGGGCGGCCCCCCCGAGAAGAAGCCCCCCCGGGAGGAGCAGCCCCCUACCACCCUCAUCGAACCCUUGCGCCUCGGUGGCAUCUCCUCCACGGAGGAGAUGGACCUGAAGGUGCUGCAGUUCAAGAACAAGAAGCUGGCCGAGCGGCUGGAGCAGCGCCAGGCCUGCGAGGACGAGCUGCGCGAGCGCAUCGAGAAGCUGGAGAAGCGACAGGCCACCGACGACGCCACCCUCCUCCUCGUCAACCGCUUCUGGGGACAGCUGGACGCAGAGGUGCAGGUGCUGCUGCGGCGCUAUGAAGGGGAGGGGGGGGGCACCCCCCGCCCCCCCUGGGGACCCCCCCGAACCCCGACCCGAGGGGCCAGCCCUGGGGGGGCCCCGGCGCCCCGCCUCCCCCUCCCCCCCCCCACCGCCCCCCCGCCGCCGGGGGGAAUCGGGGGGCGCCUGGGGGGGCCGGCGGCCGCCUUCGUGGCGGCGCUGAGCCGCAGCGGCCCCGAGGAGGGGGAGCUGCGCCUGCGCCCCCGCCUCGCCUUCGCCCCCGCCGCCGUCGCCCGCCUCGUGGAGGGGCUGGCGGGGGCCCAUCGCCGCGCCCAGGAGCUGGGCGCCCGCCUCGCCGCCCGCCCGGAGCUGGCGGAGGCGGGACGGGCGCUGCUGCGGGAGCUGCUGCGGGAGCACCGGCGCCUGCAGGACCUGACCCUGCAGCUGCAGGAGAAGCACCACCGCGUCUCCUUGGAGCUGGCGGAGCUGCAGGACAAGGCCACCUCGGCGGAGACCAAGGUGCUGGAGAUGGAGACGACGGUGGAGGGGCUGCAGUGGGACAGCGCCAAGCUGCGCAAGCGCGAGGGACGCCUCAACCGCCACCUCGCCGAGGCCCUUGAGCAGCUGACAUCAGGCUCCUACGGCUCCGGCAGCUCCGGGGGAUUCCAGGGGGGUCAGAUCACCCUCAGCAUGCAGAAGUUUGAGAUGCUGAACGCGGAGCUGGAGGGGAACCAGGAGCUGGCCAACAGCCGGAUGGCGGAGCUGGAGAAGCUGCAGCAGGAGCUCCAGCAGGCCGUGCGCGGCCACGAGCGCCUCAAGGUGGCCCUGCGCUCGCUGCCGGAGGAGGCGGUGAAGGAGACGCUGGAGUACAAGGUGCUGCAGUCGCAGUUCUCCCUCCUCUACCAUGAGAGCCUCCAGGUGAAGACGCAGCUGGACGAGGCCCGCGCCCUCCUCCUGGCCACCAAGAACAGCCACCUGCGCCACAUCGAGCACAUGGAGAGCGACGAGCUGGGGGUGCAGAAGCGCCUGCGGACGGAGGUGAUCCAGCUGGAGGACACGCUGGCCCAGGUGCGCAAGGAGUACGAGAUGCUGCGCAUCGAGUUCGAGCAGAACCUGGCGGCCAACGAGCAGGCGGGCCCCAUCAACCGGGAGAUGCGGCACCUCAUCAGCAGCCUCCAGAACCACAACCACCAGCUCAAGGGCGACGUCCAGCGCUACAAGCGGAAGCUGCGGGAGGUGCAGGCCGAGAUCAACAAGCUCCGCCUCCAAGCCAGUGGUGCCCCACCCCCCCAAGGGAGUGCCCCACCCCCUCCGCCCCCCCCAACCGCAGCCACCGCCCCCCCGGAGGAGACGGCCGCUGCUGGGGGAGGGGGGCCAGGCCCCGCCCCCAUCAAGGAGGAAGAGGGUGGGGCCCCGCCAGGCCCCACCCCCACAGAGCCCAAGCGGGAGGCGGCGGCCACGCCCGCCCCACCCGAGGCGCCCCCCCCGCGGCGACCGGCCGAGGAAGAGGAGCCCCCCCCUCCCGCCGCCGCCCCCGCCGCCCCCCCGGCCCCCGCCCCCGCCGCGCCCCCCCCGGCCCAGCCCCCCCCGCCCCGCGUCAAGGAGCCGCCCCCGGCCCCGCCCCGCCCCGGCGCUUCCCGGGGGGGCCCCGAGCGGGAGCGGGAGCGGCUGCGGGAGCGGGAGCGCCCCAAGGGACCCCCCGACGAGCCCAAGAAGAAGGACUCGGAGGUCCUCAAGCAGCUGCGGGGGGAGCUCAAGAAGGCGCAGGAGAGCCAGAAGGAGAUGAAGCUGCUGCUGGACAUGUACAAGUCGGCCCCGAAGGAGCAGCGGGACAAGGUGCAGCUGAUGGCGGCCGAGAGGAAGAGCAAGGCCGAGGCGGAGGAGCUGCGGGGGCGGGUGCGGGAGCUGGAGGAGCGGGAGCGGCGCGAGAGCAAGAAGCUGGCGGACGAGGAGGCCCUGCGGCGCCUGCGCCACGCCGAGGAGCAGAUCGAGCACCUCCAGCGCAAGCUGGCUGCCACCAAGCAGGAGGAGGAGGCGCUGCUGUCGGAGAUGGACGUGACGGGCCAGGCCUUCGAGGACAUGCAGGAGCAGAACCUGCGGCUGCUGCAGCAGCUGCGGGAGAAGGACGACGCCAACUUCAAGCUGAUGUCGGAGAGGAUCAAGGCCAACCAGAUCCACAAGCUCCUGCGGGAGGAGAAGGACGAGUUGGCCGAGCAGGUCCUCGCCCUCAAGGCCCAGGUGGACGCCCAGUUGCUGGUGGUGCAGAAGCUGGAGGAGAAGGAGCGGGGGCUGCAGAGCAGCCUGGCGGCCGUGGAGAAGGAGCUGGCCCUGCGCUCCCAGGCCCUGGAGCUCAACAAGAGGAAGGCGGUGGAGGCGGCGCAGCUGGCGGAGGACCUGCGGGCGCAAGGGGAGCACGUCCAGGCGCGGCUGCGGGAGCUGCAGGCCUGCGCCGCCGAGAACCGCGCCGCCAAGGACAAGGAGUCCCUCAGCCUCAAGAGAGCCCAGGAGGAGCUGUCACGGCUGCGGCGGAAGCUGGAGAAGCAGCGGAAGGUGGAGGUGUACGCCGACGCCGACCAGAUCCUCCAGGAGGAGAUCAAGGAGUACCGGGCCCGCCUGACGUGCCCGUGCUGCAACGCCCGCAAGAAGGACGCCGUCCUCACCAAGUGCUUCCACGUCUUCUGCUUCGAGUGCGUCAAGAGCCGCUACGACACGCGCCAGCGCAAGUGCCCCAAGUGCAACGCCGCCUUCGGCGCCCACGACUUCCACCGCGUCUACAUCAGCUGAGCCCCACGGCGCCCCACGGCGCCCGUGGGUGCUCCCCAGCCAACUGCGGGUGCUCCCUGUCCAACCACGGGUCUUGGAGGUGGGUCAACGCCACCUCGGAGGACCGUGGUUUCCUCUGUGUCUGUGUUAGCUGAACCCCGUGGCGAU
Messenger RNA from Phalacrocorax carbo (great cormorant), 3341 nucleotides. The record is from RefSeq and is a predicted model, not a curated record. Lineage: Eukaryota; Metazoa; Chordata; Aves; Suliformes; Phalacrocoracidae.